AUGUCAGGUUGCGACGGGACGGAGGGCCGCUUUGGUCGAAUUUCCUCGUGGGAGCCGAGCACGCCACCCGAUGUUGUCACCGACUCCGUUGAGGACGCCUUCGAAGAGGUCGCACCUUCGGUGAAUGGACCACUCAUCGCACGCCUUAUUCCGAUACGCGACGGCUCCACUGCUUCACUGCGGGUACCAAUGCCAAUACUUGAGAUAUACAGAGAUUCAGGCACUAUCACAAUGGGCCGCUCAAGGGAACUGCCUGUUGAGUGCCGCGUAGAUGUGGCACGUGUAUCAACUCAGCACUGUGAGUUGCGUGUUAAUGCUGUCACUCGGCAGGUGACUGUGCGAGACAUAUCGUUAAAUGGAACAUUCGUAAAUGGGAAGCGGUUAGAGAAAGGUGUUGACGUGGAGCUGCAGUCUGGCGACCAAAUUUCCUUCGUGAAAUCCCUUCCCACUGGUACCACUGCAACGUCAACUCCGGCACAGACCUCGUCAUCUGAGUCUGCAAAUGUGAGCAGUGGUGGUGGAAACGGUGCAGAAUACGUGUUUCAGAGGGUGUCCAGCACACAAAGUGUUUCGCAAAUGGUAGAGGAGCUUACGUGCUCCGUGUGCAAACAUCUCUACCAUCGGCCCUGCAGUGCAUUGCCUUGCAUGCAUGUGUUUUGUGCUUCGUGUUUGAGCAAGUGGUUAGCGUGCGGUAACGUCACGUGUAUGGAGUGCCGUGCGGAGCUGUCAGAGGUUCGCCCAACGCAUAAGCUACAGAACUGUGUAGAGCAACUCUUGAAACUCAACCCGGGGCUCUGUCGUAGCGCCGAGGAACUGGCGGAGUGUGGGUUCAACGACGAUAUUCCCCCCGAGGGAAGAAAGUUACUGAAGCGGACACGCAGGGUUCGGGAUGAUGACGGUGAUGACUACUCCGAUACGGGGAGUGAUCUCGAUGAUGAUGAUGAUGAUUUCGGUAGUGAAUUCAAUACAAGCAGUGGGGGUGAUGGCGUUAAUGCAACUCAUGUUCCUCAACUGUACCAAGGCCAAACGCAUGGUCAUGCGCCAGCAACUGGGUCUUGCAAGCACUGUGAAGCUCCUUCUGCGGUGGACGGUUUCCGUUGCCCUGCGAGGGGGAUGCACCAGUCUUGUGCACGGUGUCGUCGGCUAUUCCCCAUGCGUCCACUCUGCACUCGGCCGCAACGGUGCCAUCUCUGCAGCACCCCGUAUUGUAAUUUGUACUACAAGGAUGAGGGUGGUUGUCCAGUUGGCGCUGACGGGGGCCUUACCAUCGUUUCGCAGUACCGUGCGCCGCAAGCCCUUCCACCAAACCUGUUUGGUGGCAACAAGGUGGAACAAAACAUUGUUUCAAGUUAUUUGAUGGUCAAACACGUGGUGGUUGAGGAUGUUUGGGGAGAAUGCCUCCAGAAGUUGAGUGGUCGUGAAUGGGUGCCUGAUAUUACUUGUGUAAAUGGGCCUGUGACAGCAGAUUCUGCUCUGUGUGAAGGCUGCAUGGACAUCCUCUUUGCCGCAUUGUUGUUUCAUUACCGUCGCUGCAUACCUCGUGCUGAGUUACCAUAUUCUGUGACGGACAGACCGAACUGUUGGUACGGCCUGAACUGCCGCACACAGUUUCACAACAUGCAGCACGCAAACAAAUAUAACCACGCGUGCUACCAAGAAAAGCGGAAAGAGUAG
Molecule: messenger RNA, 1674 nt
Organism: Trypanosoma brucei brucei TREU927
Lineage: Eukaryota; Euglenozoa; Kinetoplastea; Trypanosomatida; Trypanosomatidae
Exons: 1
Coding region: 1-1674 (557 amino acids)
Biological process (GO): protein ubiquitination; mitotic cell cycle checkpoint signaling; ubiquitin-dependent protein catabolic process
Cellular component (GO): nucleus
Molecular function (GO): ubiquitin-protein transferase activity; metal ion binding; protein binding
Source: RefSeq, a predicted model, not a curated record